Molecule: messenger RNA, 1988 nt
Organism: Salvia splendens (bonfire salvia)
Lineage: Eukaryota; Viridiplantae; Streptophyta; Magnoliopsida; Lamiales; Lamiaceae
Product: flocculation protein FLO11
Exons: 6
Coding region: 199-1668 (489 amino acids)
Biological process (GO): cortical microtubule organization
Cellular component (GO): cortical microtubule
Source: RefSeq, a predicted model, not a curated record
CUUGCCUUUUAGUGGCGAAUGCGAUAAAGAUGGAAUCUUUAGUUAGAUUCUGCUGUGAUUUUUUGUGGGUUCUAAUCAGUUACUACAUUCUUUUCUUUUUCUGUCUUUAACUAUUUUUUGGUCCCUUGUACACUCCCUGUUUCUUGCAAUAAAUAGCUGAAAUUCUUUUGUUUAUGCAUAUAGAGGUUUUCAGCUUGAAUGUGCCUUUUUAUUUUAUUCUUUUACCUGCUUUUUGUUUGUGUUUGGUUUGGAUUUUGUGUUGCAAGAUUCUUAAUUCUUUUGUUUAUGCAUAGUGGUUUUCUGGAAUUUGCUUCAUCUAAGCUUUGUUUGGUUGUACCUUGUGGCCUGCUCAUUACAGUUUUGUCUAGUUGUACAGUUUUUGCCUCUUGGUUGUUUCCAUCUGCAUCCGUACAAUUUAGGCCUCAGAACAGGGAUCUUGGGAUGGUAAUGAGGGAAGUUGAUGAAGAUCUUGCUAUAUUUCUCGGGAUCCAAAGUGUCGAAAUGGAGAAGAAAAAUGACCAUCUUCUAGUUGAGGAAUCCCUUCAGUUUGAUGAUGACUUCAAGUGUGCAGAGACUUGUUUGGUUGGGGCUGCUGAUGAUUUCCUCAGUUUGGAGAUGGAAAUGAGGGAUCAUGAUUGGCUUCUCAAGCAACCAGACACGUCGUUAAAUCCUUCACAGGAUGCAGACGCGCAGGUUUGUGUAGCGAGCCAGACUAACGGCUCGAAUGGUGAAGUCGAAAUUCCUUUGAAAUCUGAGCUGGAUGUGACAAUAACUGCUUCUGCAAGUGAAAGUUCAUCAACAUUAUCUAGUGUAGAGUGUUGCACUGCAGUGAGCAGAAAGCCUUUGUCUUCGUCAUCGGUUUGCAGGGCUGCAACGCCUACUGGUCGAGCUUCUGGAAAAUCGAGGCCCACUCGCUCUUCCACACCUACCACAUCAAGAGCUGCACUGCUGCCUUCUUCCAGACCUAAUGCUGCUCAAGCAAGAUCCUCAACACCAGUUAGACCUGCUCCACGUUCGUCUACACCUGCCUCCAGACCUUCUCUACCAGUCGUUUCAAAGUCUGGAACGAGGUCUACCCCACCCGCGUGUAAACCAGCCACUCCAACGACCGUAUCUGCUUUGGAUAAAUCUUCAUCAGGGAAGAAAAUUAGCUCCACAGUACUGAAAAGCUCGUUGCCUUCUCGUGGAGCUUCUCCAGUGGUGAGAUCUAGGCCGUCAAGACCUUCGGAUGCGCUCUCUUCAUCUCAAGACGCUGAUGGAAAUCCGAAGGUGUCAUCAAUGCCUAAAAGGCCUGCUUCUGCUGGUAGAGGAAGUUUGAGCUCCAACACGUCUUCUUCCUCAAACGAGAAGCCAAGGCAGAAGUCAUGCUCUCCUGCCAGCUCUGCUCCUAGAACCGGGAGCAGCAGGGUGAUGUCAAGAAGCCGGGGAUACAACAAUGGUGGGGAUGAUGUUAACCCUGUAGUGAUGGGGGCGAAGAUGGUGGACAGAGUCGUGAACAUGAGGAAACUGGCUCCACCUAAGCAAGACGAGUAUGUCUCUCAGGAGAAUCCGAGGAAACCAUCACAGGAAAACUCGGGUUUUGGCAGAUCAUUCUCAAAGAAGUCGCUGGAGAUGGCUAUGAGGCACAUGGAGAUCAGGCGAAGUGUCCCAAACAAUUCACAAGCAUAGGCAGCUGGUUCUGCCUGAGAUCAGCACACUGCUGCUCCAUAUAAUAAUCUCCUCAGAUGUCGAACUCGAACAGAUGGGAGUCGAGAGAAGCUCCUAUUUUCUGAAUGGGAGGAGGAGAUGGAUGAGUGAUUUUGUUGAAGCAAUUGGGAGGGGAGGGAAGGGAAUGGAAGGAAAAUAGGGUACUGAAAAUAUUGCAUUUGGACAUGCUAUUUUUUUUAUGAUGAUCCCUUUGCAAUACCUAGUGUUUAUUAUAGUACAUGUAUUUUUAUGAUUAUUAUACUGUGUGUGUUAGAAGAAUUUGAAGAUCAUCUUGCUCAAAA